Molecule: messenger RNA, 1203 nt
Organism: Indicator indicator
Lineage: Eukaryota; Metazoa; Chordata; Aves; Piciformes; Indicatoridae
Gene: FBXL14
Product: F-box and leucine rich repeat protein 14
Exons: 1
Coding region: 1-1203 (400 amino acids)
Molecular function (GO): protein binding
Source: RefSeq, a predicted model, not a curated record
AUGGAAACGCACAUCUCGUGCCUGUUCCCCGAGCUGCUAGCCAUGAUCUUCGGGUACCUGGAGGUGCGGGACAAGGGCCGGGCGGCGCAGGUGUGCACGGCCUGGCGGGACGCCGCCUACCAUCGGUCGGUCUGGCGCGGCGUGGAGGCCAAGCUGCACCUGCGCCGCGCCAACCCCUCGCUCUUUCCCAGCCUGGCGGCGCGGGGCAUUCGGCGGGUACAGAUCCUGUCGCUGCGGCGCAGCCUGAGCUACGUGAUCCAGGGCAUGGCGGACAUCGAGAGCCUCAACCUCAGCGGCUGCUACAACCUCACCGACAACGGGCUGGGCCACGCCUUCGUGGCAGAGAUCAGCUCCCUGCGCUCGCUCAACCUGAGCCUCUGCAAGCAAAUCACGGACAGCAGCCUGGGCCGCAUCGCUCAGUACCUCAAGGGUCUGGAGGUGCUCGAGCUGGGGGGCUGCAGCAAUAUCACCAACACCGGCCUCCUCCUCAUCGCCUGGGGCCUGCAGCGCCUCAAGAGCCUCAACCUGCGCUCCUGCCGGCACCUCUCGGACGUGGGCAUCGGGCACCUGGCAGGCAUGACGCGCAGCGCGGCUGAGGGCUGCCUGGGCCUGGAGCAGCUCACGCUGCAGGACUGCCAGAAGCUCAGCGACCUCUCGCUCAAGCACCUAGCUCGCGGGCUGGGCCGCCUCCGCCAGCUCAACCUCAGCUUCUGCGGGGGCAUCUCGGACGCGGGGCUGCUGCACCUGUCACAUAUGAGCAGCCUGCGCAGCCUCAACCUGCGCUCCUGCGACAACAUCAGCGACACGGGCAUCAUGCAUCUGGCCAUGGGCAGCCUGCGGCUCUCCGGCCUCGACGUCUCCUUCUGCGACAAGGUCGGGGACCAGAGCCUAGCCUACAUUGCCCAGGGCCUGGACGGGCUGCGCUCCCUCUCCCUCUGCUCCUGCCACAUCAGCGACGAGGGCAUCAACCGCAUGGUGCGGCAGAUGCACGGGCUCCGCACCCUCAACAUCGGCCAGUGUGUCCGCAUCACUGACAAGGGCCUGGAGCUCAUCGCUGAGCACCUCAGCCAGCUCACCGGCAUCGAUCUCUACGGCUGCACCCGCAUCACGAAGCGGGGCUUGGAGCGCAUCACCCAGCUGCCCUGCCUCAAGGUGCUCAACCUGGGACUUUGGGAAAUGACUGAGAGCGAGAAGGUCAGGUGA